This is a messenger RNA of Etheostoma spectabile (orangethroat darter), 4102 nucleotides long. Its product is annotated as nuclear GTPase SLIP-GC. The transcript has 22 exons. Bases 254 to 2683 code for a protein of 809 amino acids. NCBI's taxonomy places the organism in Eukaryota, Metazoa, Chordata, Actinopteri, Perciformes, Percidae. Gene Ontology annotation, molecular function: GTPase activity. The record is from RefSeq and is a predicted model, not a curated record.
UGUGAGUACAGGCCUCCAGAGCAGACAGGAGAAAUGUAGAUAACAGGAGAAGGCGUGUCGCUAAUAUAGGUUUCGAUCGUGCUUUUGACAAAGAAGUAAUAAAAGCUAAAAGACUUCCGGAUUUGUUUCUUUGGACUCGCGAGGGAGUCAUAUCGAGUCAUAUCUCCCGCCUGAAAGCCUGAGGGCCGGGCGGACCCCUGCUUUGAUCUAUACUUUAGAUAGGCUGUAUACGUUACAGUUGCUGUUCUUGGUCAUGGAUGAUUUUGUCCGUAACAAAUUAACAGAAUGGGGUUUCAGCGGGUUGAUAGAAAAAUUUAAAGAUGAAGGCAUUGACACUGAAAGUCUUUACGUUCUUGAGGAUCAAGAAAUCGCUGACUUGAUCUCAAAAGUGGGACCAAGGGCAAAAUUCAAGAACAAACUCAAGUUGUUAAAAAAGGAACAAAACUCAACAAAUCUGGUACCAGUUAAUUCUCCUGCUCAGGUUUUUCCAUCCACCAGUGACACCAGUGAUAAAGGGAAGAGAAAGUUGGAUUUUCUGGGCGAGUCCAGCAAGUCACCGUCAAGAAAACGACGACAUGACACUGACACGGAUAAAACCAUACUGUGUGAAGUGAAAAACAUCAUGAACAUUGUCCAACAGAAAAUACCUAACCAAGACAACAAGCUCAAUACAUUCCUGAAGAAGAAAAUAAGAGAUUUGGAGACAGACAAGCGGGAGAUUGUCGGCGUCUUUGGUAAAACUGGGGCUGGAAAGAGCUCUUUGAUCAAUGCCGUCAUUGGAGUGAAGAAUCUCUUGCCCUCGGGAAGUGUAAAUGCAUGUACAUCAGUCAUGAUUAAAGUCGAGGAUAACAAGCAGAACCAGGCAUAUCAGGCAGACAUUGAGUUUAUUACAAAAGAGGAGUGGAAAGAUGAGCUGUGGUCCAUGUUAAAUUUUCUCCGGGAUAAUGCAGAGCAGCAACGUAGUGACGAAGAGCAAGAUGAUUAUCGUGACACUGUGGAAAAGCUCUCAGCGCUGUAUGGAGAAGAAUGGGAAAACAAAUCUCCUGAAAACCUCAUGGAUUACAGAUAUUUCAGAGAAAUUCAAGAAUUUGUCAAUCGCAAGAAGAAGACUUUGACAUGUGAAACAGCUAAAGGCCUAGCUGCAGAAUUUGUCAAAUACACGACAAGUGACUCAAAAGAUGGAGAAGUACAGAGGUGGUACUGGCCACUAGUGAAGUGUGUGACCAUCAAGGUGCCCAAUAAUGAUCUUCUCCAGCAUGUUACACUUGUGGAUCUUCCUGGAAAUGGGGACCGUAACAAGAGCAGAGACAAGAUGUGGAAACAGGUUGUCGGAAGUUGUUCUACUGUGUGGGUUGUGACUGAACUAAAUCGAGCAGCAGCAGAGAAAGAACCCUGGGAAAUCCUGAAAAGUGCCUGCAGCCUCAUGGGAAAUGGUGGCGAGUGUCAGCGCAUUCAUUUUAUCUGCACCAAGUCAGAUGAAAUUAAAGAUUUGGGAUCUGAUGAUCAUUCAGCAGCUGCUCUUCGUGCUCUCAUAUUUAAAAAAAACAUUCAAGCCAAGGAAAAAGUGAACAAAGAAUUCAGCCAACUCAAGAUGUUUAAAAAACAUUUCAACGAUGAAUGUUUUGAAGUGUUCACAGUGAGCUCCAAAGAGUUUCUAAGAAAGAAAUAUCUGGACUCAGAGGAUACUGAAAUACCCAAACUUCAAACAUUUCUGCAACAUCUCAAUGACUGUCACUCAGAGACAUUGAACUAUGUCUCCGGAGCUUUUGGGAUUCUCUCUCUGAUUCAAGGCGCCAGACGUCAAGAAGGGGCUGACAAAAGAAAAGAUGUGUACACAGAGCUUGAAGAAAGGAUGGACCAUGAACUUGAUGAAGUCAGAAAACCCAUGAACGAGAUUUGUCAGGCUUUUGAAAAAUGCCUCAGUGAGGGGGUUGAAAAGUCAAAUGGUUCAUGGGAAAAAGUCUUGAAGUCGGUCUUACAUCCUAAAAAUGUAAAAGGUGGAGCUUUUCACAAGAUAUUGAAGUGUGUAGUUGAGAACGGUGGCACCCACAAACCCAAAAAAAAGAAAGAAAUAAAUCUGAAUAGGAAGUUAGCUUCCUGCCUGACUGACAGCAUUGACGAGGAAUUCAAGAAGACCUUCCCAAAUGAAGGAAAAUGUGGACCAAUCAACGAGGCCCUCAGUAGGUUUUCACUUGACACUAAGAAGCUGAUUGAAAAGUACAAAGAUGUCGAACUGCAGCUGAUAUUCCUCAAGACAGAGGUAGAAAAAGUAAAGACAAAACUCAUCAAAGUCAUCCGGGAGCGUAAGAAAACCAUCUACAGCAGUCUGACGACAACAAUAGGGGAAAUUAUGCAAGAAUGCUAUGAUGAAGCAGCAGAAUUUUGUGGUGAGGGCUCGAUGAAAAACAUGAGGGACACAAUUGAGAAGCAUGUACGUGAUUCAAAGAACAUCAUGUUUGAGCGGGCUAAACAUGAAAUGAUGAACCAGCUGAGAGACUUGAUGGAAGAGAUCCUGGAGACCCUGGAGAACACAAUGCUGGAAUCAAUCGAGCUGUCACUCAAGACAGAUGGCAACUCAAUCCCAGAUGUUACAGAUGAGCUUCAGAAGGUGACGAGCCACCACAAUGAACUGGAAAGGAAAGUCCAAUCUGAAGACCCAUCACAAGCUUGGUUUACUCCCUGAAGAGAAACAGCAGAGGCCAGACUACCCAGUGAAGGUCCUGCAGGCUCACUGAAUACUGAUGUCAGGUCUCUGGAUCUAGUCUUAACCAUUUUAAUUCUCUCUGUUCUUUUAAGUGUUGUUUGGUGUAAAUAUUGGAACCAUUAUUCCCACGCUUAUACUACUAGUAUGUGUAUCAGUCAUUCCUUUGAUAUUUUCAGAAAUAUUCCAUUUCAUUCAUAUUUUCAGCUGGAAACUCCAUUUAAACUUUAAAAUGUUCCACAUCUUUCAUACAUUUCGGGUAGUAUUAAACUUCCAAAAUCCCACUUAAACUUCCAAAACAAAACGUUAAACUUCAUUUGAAGCAUAGUAAAAAUGACCUCAGAUAUUUACCCUGUACAGGUCUUAACCAUCGUUCCACUGUCAUGUCCCAGUGACAUUUGUUUAAAGAUUUAACAGUUUUUACUCAUAUUUUUAUUUUCUGUAUUGGUCGAGUGAGAUGAAAUUUCAAUGAUUAGAGUUACUUACUGUGCACACUAAACAGCUGAUGAAGGUGUUUGGAUGAACACUGAAAUGUCUUGUAUUUUAUAUUUUUAAUCCAGUGUUGUCAAAUCAAAGCUUUGUUGAAACAACAAUUACCUGGAUGCGUAAAUGAAUCUCCAUAGACAGAUUUAAUAGAUGUCUAACUUAAAUUCACAGUAGCUUGUGUUUUUUUUUUUCUUCAAGUGUGAUUGUUUGGUGAUCGCACCAUUUUGAAUAUGUAACCAUUACUUUUACUCUUAAAGUGUUUUUGAAUUUUGUAUGCAUUUAUUAAUACAUUGCUUUGAGCAUCUAUUCGUAAAGUGUGGUAUGAAGUUAAUCUCUGAGUUUAUGUAUUAUAUAUUUUCCUUUUUAUUUCUUCAGAUUCUAUGUUCUCAAUCUAUAUGCAUGAUAUACUAAAAUGCCUACCAUGGUUCUAAUCAUUGUGUUAAAAUGAUUUUCAUGAAGACAAAUGACAGUUGGACAUAACAAGUGAACAUGAAGCAGGAAAUUGUGGUUUAGAAUUGAACUGACAGGAACAUUUCUACGAGGAAGACAGGAAAGAUGGGCCUCAUGCAAACAUGUAGAUGGCGUGAAGCUUCUUGCCUCUUAUUAAUAUUGAGUACAGCCCCUUUACAAGUAAUUACAGUACAUACUCUACGCUGGAUUUGGAAUUGACUUUUUAAAGAUGAUCUUGAUCAUUUUUUUUUUCAUGUUCAAGGACAUAACCGUCCCUUAAUGCAAAUAUAAGUUUGUGUAUUUGAGUCUUCAGUCAUAUAUGAAAAAUAAUGAGAUAUAUGAUAGUAAACCAUCUAAUCUGGCUUCUUGUCAUUUACUGAACAAUUGGUAUUUUUUAAUGUACACUGAUUCUAAAUGUGUUUGAUAUGGUAUACCUUAAUAAAGUUAACAUAUUUCAAAGUUACA